Tarenaya hassleriana is the source of this 1490-nucleotide messenger RNA. RefSeq names its product autophagy-related protein 3. Gene Ontology annotation, molecular function: Atg8-family ligase activity. Gene Ontology annotation, biological process: nucleophagy; autophagy of mitochondrion; autophagosome assembly. The record is from RefSeq and is a predicted model, not a curated record. The transcript is spliced from 10 exons. Lineage: Eukaryota; Viridiplantae; Streptophyta; Magnoliopsida; Brassicales; Cleomaceae. The coding region runs from base 156 to 1097 and encodes 313 amino acids. Gene Ontology annotation, cellular component: cytosol; cytoplasmic ubiquitin ligase complex.
AGAUACUAUUGUAUUGUUGUUUCUUCUUUCCGAUCUUGCCAUCAUCUUCGUCUAGGGUUCGCAAUUGGAUCCUGAUUUGAAAAAUUCUUCUCCAAUUUUGGGGCAUUAAUCAUUGGAUAAUCUAUUCUCGGAUCUCAACUCAUACCGAUAUAGCAAUGGCGCUGUCCCAAAAGUUUCACGAAGCAUUCAAAGGGACAAUGGAGAGGCUUACAGGCCCUCGUACAAUAUCUGCGUUCAAGGAGAAGGGAGUACUCAGCGUUGGCGAGUUCGUUCUCGCCGGUGACAAUCUUGUCUCCAAAUGCCCUACCUGGUCCUGGGAGUCGGGUGAUCCAAGCAAAAGAAAGCCAUACUUGCCCCCAGACAAACAGUUCUUGAUUACUAGAAACGUACCAUGUCUACGAAGAGCUGCAUCUGUGGAGGAGGAAUAUGAAGCUGCUGGAGGUGAAGUCUUGCUUGAUGACGAAGAUAAUGAUGGUUGGCUAGCUACUCAUGGGAGACCAAAAGAUAAAGGGGAGGAGGAAGAAAUUUUGCCAUCGAUGGAUGCCUUAGAAAUAAAUGAUACGAGCACUAUUCAGUCAAUACCUACAUACUUUGGAGGUGAGGAGGAGGAAGAUAUUCCAGACAUGGAAGAGUUUGAUGAGACCGAUAAUGUAAUUGAGAAUGAUCCUGCAACUCUUCAAUCAACCUAUCUCGUUGCUUGUGAGCCGGAUGAUGAUAAUAUCCUUCGAACGCGAACAUAUGAUGUCAGCAUCACGUAUGACAAGUAUUACCAAACUCCUCGCGUUUGGCUGACUGGAUAUGAUGAGUCAAAGAUGCUGCUGCAGCCUGAGCUUGUCCUGGAGGAUGUUAGCCAAGACCAUGCUCGUAAAACCGUGACAAUUGAAGAUCAUCCGCACUUGCCGGGGAAACAUGCAUCAGUACACCCGUGCAGACACGGGGCUGUAAUGAAGAAAAUCAUUGACGUGUUAAUGUCGCGUGGAGUAGAACCUGAAGUGGACAAGUACCUGUUCCUGUUCUUGAAGUUCAUGGCCUCAGUAAUUCCAACUAUCGAAUAUGAUUACACCAUGGACUUUGAUCUCGGAAACUCGAGCACCUGAGUCUCACCAUGUAUGUAAUGUUUUGACAACAAACGAAAUCCAAGACGCCGGCCGAUUUCAAUUGGACAUAAGAUGGGAUGGGGCUCCUCUGGCUGGCGUUGUAGCGUACAUAACACAUGUAAAUCCUCACACUUCACAUCCUCUCGUGAAUAAAAGAUAGCGUGUAAAGUGUCGGUGGUUUAUUCACGCCUCUGUUUCGAAGUUCUCAUGUUAGUGAACCCCUUUGGUCCUUUGAAUACUCCUCUCAUGCGGCUGCUGCUGCUGCUGCUGUUUGAUCCAAACUCAGAUCGAUAUGUAUGUGUGUGUAUAUAUACAUAUAUAAACCACCAUAGAAAACAGUGUUGUGGUAUUGGAAAAAGAUUCAGUGAAGCUGGUUUUGGUUCGAGCUUGCUA